Molecule: messenger RNA, 1647 nt
Organism: Neopelma chrysocephalum (saffron-crested tyrant-manakin)
Lineage: Eukaryota; Metazoa; Chordata; Aves; Passeriformes; Pipridae
Product: E3 ubiquitin-protein ligase TRIM7-like
Exons: 7
Coding region: 23-1426 (467 amino acids)
Molecular function (GO): protein binding; zinc ion binding
Source: RefSeq, a predicted model, not a curated record
CUUUCGGUUUCCCCCUCGGCCCAUGGCUCGGGAGGUGCUGGCCCUGGGCGAGCAGCUGGCGGCCGAGGCCACCUGCCCGGUGUGCCUGGAGCUGUUCUCGCGGCCCGUGCUCACCGAGUGCGGGCACAGCUUCUGCGAGCGCUGCCUGCGGGCCGUGCUGGGCUCCGGCCCCGCCGCCUGCCCGCAGUGCCGCGCCGCGCUGUCCCCGGGCUCGCUGCGCCCCGACCGCUCUCUGGGGGCCGUGGCGGGGCUGGCGGGGGCCCUGGAGGAGGCGGCGCGGCGGCCCCGCUGCCCCGAGCACGGCGAGCCCCUGGCGCUGUUCUGCGAGCCCUGCGCGGCCCCGCUGUGCGCGCUCUGCAUGGACGGGCCCGCGCACCGCCCGCACCGCGCCCGCGCCGCCGAGAGCGCUGCCCGGGAGCUGCGGGAGACACUCCAGAGCAACCUGGUUUUUCUGCAAAAAGCAAGGGAAGAAUUAAAGCCCAAAGGAGAGCCAAAAAGUGAUGAGCUGCUGCACACGGUGGCCUUGGAGGAAGAGAGGCUGCAGAACACCUUUGAGGAGCUGGAGAAGUUCCUGCAGGAGCAGAAGAGGGUCCUGCUGGCCCAGCUUGGCCCAGUGUCCCAGGAGCUCGUCAAGAGGCGCUCCGAACACAGCUCCCGUGUGGCAGAGAGGGAAUCGCUGCUGGACGCGCUGAUCGCGGACAUCGAGAAGAAACGGGACCAGCCGGAGGUGGAAUUCCUCAUGGAUGUUGGCAAAGUCCUGAGCAGCUGUGAGGCAGCCAAGGCCCCGAUCCCGGAGGCGGUUUCCCCGGAGCUGCAGAGGAGUGUUGAGACCCUCUCUGAGACGUGCCAGCUGGUCCUGGGCACAGUGGCCAAAUUCAAAGAAAACCUGCUGAGCAACAUAGACAGGGAAAGGGAGAAGGUGACGCUGGACCCGGAGACAGCGAGUCCUUUCCUGCUCCUCUCUGCAGACCACAGAACCCUGCGCCUCGCUGAGGGAUUCCAGAACCUCCCCAACACCCCCCGGAGAUUCACGGACAGCCCCAGCGUGCUGGGCUCCCGGGGGUUCACAUCCGGGAGGCAUUACUGGGAGCUGGAGGUCGGGAAGGGGCACAGCUGGGCCGUGGGGGUGGCCCUGGAGUCCGUGCAGAGGAAGGACUCGCUCAGCAUCGCCCUGGGCAAGAUCUGGGCCCUGCGGCUGGACUGGGAGGGCCGGUACACGGCGCUCCACGGGCUGCCCGCCCCGCUGGCACCGCAGGAGAAGCCCCGGAGGAUCAGGGUCCACCUGGACUACGAAGGGGGCCGAGUGACCUUCUACAACGCAGAGAACAUGGAGCAGAUCUUGCAGUUCGAGACCUCCUUCACCGAGAAGGUCUUCCCGUAUUUUUGGCUCUGGUCAGCAGAAACCUUCAUCCGCCUGUGUGACUGAUGGGUCGGGUGCCUCCCAGUGCCCUGCCGUGCCCCGGGCUGGCUGAGCAGGCAGGAAGCCUGCCAGUGACACAGCACCACAGCUCUGCCUGGGCUGGGUCUACUCUGCACCUCGCUGCAUCUCCUCCUUCUGAGUCCUUUGGAGCAUUAAAGGCGUGCUGUCCUGCCUGGGGGGUGUCUGCACGCUGGUGUCCCAUCUAGAUCCCAUGGUGGCAGUGUCCU